Messenger RNA from Anolis carolinensis (green anole), 1688 nucleotides. RefSeq names its product POU class 3 homeobox 1 (gene pou3f1). Gene Ontology annotation, biological process: regulation of transcription by RNA polymerase II. Gene Ontology annotation, molecular function: DNA-binding transcription factor activity, RNA polymerase II-specific; RNA polymerase II cis-regulatory region sequence-specific DNA binding. The transcript has a single exon. The record is from RefSeq and is a predicted model, not a curated record. Bases 113 to 1366 code for a protein of 417 amino acids. NCBI's taxonomy places the organism in Eukaryota, Metazoa, Chordata, Lepidosauria, Squamata, Anolidae.
GAGGUGGGGAGGCGUCUCCCUCCCUGCCUCUCCCUCUAAAGCGCGCCCCAGAGACACCCAGAGAGAGAAGACGAGUCUGAGGCGCCCACUCUCGCUCUCCUCCGCACCGGGCAUGGCUUCCACGACGGCGGCGUCCUUCCUCCCGCGCGGGAGCCCCUUGCUGCUCCCCCCGGACCCGCCUUCGGAGCGCCUCCCCCCGGGCGCCGCCGCCUUCCGCGAGGUGCAGAAGAUGAUGCACCACGAGUUCCUCCAAGGCCUCGCCGCCGCCCCGGGACCUCCGCUCGGCGCUCUUCCCCCGAACCAGUGGGGCCCGGCGCCCGGAGCGGCGGAUUGGGGCCACGGCGCGGGGGCAGCGGGGGGCGGCGCGUUGUUAGAGGCUUCCAAGGGGGUGCCCCCCACUCGUGCUGAACUGGGGGGGUUCCGUGGCGGCGCCUGGGGGCAGAGCAGCAGCCCUGGAACUGGAGCUUCCGUGGGACACCACCACCACCUUCAUCACCACCACCACCAUCCCCAUCACCCCUCUUUAGGGGGGUGUUCCUCCCCCCAGCAGCAUCAACAACAGCACUACUCUCAGGCCUUUCCAGGACCCCCGAAUGGGAUGCUGAAUGGGAUGCUGCAGUUGCCGCCCCAUGGACACGAAGCGGAGCUCUUGGAGGGGCUCCAGCACCACCAUCCCCAUCAUCCUCACCACCAGCAGCAGCAGCACCACCAUCCCCAGCAGCACCACCACCAGCACCCGCUACAGCAGCCGCAGGAGGAGGAGGAAGAGUCGGCGCCCAGCUCCGACGACCUGGAGGCCUUCGCCAAGCAGUUCAAGCAGCGGCGCAUCAAGCUGGGCUUCACCCAAGCCGACGUGGGUUUGGCGCUCGGCACGCUGUACGGCAACGUCUUCUCGCAGACCACGAUCUGCCGCUUCGAGGCCCUCCAGCUCAGCUUCAAGAACAUGUGCAAGCUCAAGCCGCUGCUGGGGAAGUGGCUGGAGGAGAGCGACGCGGCCGGGAGCGGGAGCCCGUCGGGCGCGGAGAGGAUCGGCGGGGCGGGCGCGCAAGGGCGGAAGCGCAAGAAGCGCACCUCCAUCGAGGUGGGCGUCAAGGGCGCGCUGGAGGGCCACUUCCUCCGCUGCCCCAAGCCCUCCGCCCACGAGAUCGGCGCCCUGGCCGAGGCGCUCCAGCUCGAGAAGGAGGUCGUCCGCGUCUGGUUCUGCAACCGGAGGCAGAAGGAGAAGCGCAUGACGCCCGCGCCGCCCGGGAACGCGCCGCUCGCCUUGGAGGACUACCAGAGCGGCGGGCCCGGGACCCCCGCCACGCCCCCGCCCCACGCGCUCCGGCCCGCCCUCCACGCGCUGCAGGGACCCCCCGGGCAGUGAGCCCUCCUCGAAUAUUUAUUUGGGAACGGACCCGGGACAGAGACCCUCCCGCCUCCAGCCAAAGACCCCCGCCCCCCCCCCCCCCGACGGACCCGCGCCGCUUCCUCUGCCUCUGCCCCCCCCCCGCCCUCUAUUUAUGUCACAGCCACUAUUUUAUUACUCGCAUAAAAAGAAAACAUUUAUUAUCCAAAAGGAGAUGCCUCUCUCUCUCGCUCGCCCGCCUGAUGUCUUUUCUCCUCCCUUCCCGGCGUCGACGGGAUCCUCUCUCUCUCUCUCUCUCUCUCUCUCUCUCUCUCUCUCACUCACUUCGGGCGGCUCUUUC